UGAGGCACAAGGAAUUAUAGGCUAGAUACAAAGAAAAUAAACUAAAAGUGGGAAAGGAGAGAAGUAUUUCCAGAGGGAUAAAAGCCGUUUUUGGGAACUUGAACCAGUUGAAAAAAAUACUCUGAUCAACCAACUAGCUUGCCCAUCAAAUCAAAUUCAUAAAAGCUUGGUACAUAUAUGCUUUUUUCUACUUCUAAAGCUGAUCAGUUCAGUCCAUUUAUUCUCUCUUUUAGCCCAUACUCUACUACUCCUGCGUAACAAUCUUUUCUCUGCCUUUUGAGUCUUUUAUUCAUUAACUCAUCAUCAUCCUCCUCCCAUCAUCUUCUUACGAGAUCCUUUCCGGCAUUUUCUACUUAACUAUCCUACAAAAUGAGGCUGUUUGGCUGGAUGCAAAAUAAGCUUAAUGGAAAACAAACAACCAAGAAUACAAAUACAGUUCCAGCUACUAGUUAUGCAAAGCAAGAGCCUCGAGAAGAGUUUAGUGAUUGGCCACAAGGAUUGCUAUCAAUUGGAACGUUUGGUAACGAACAUAUCAAAGAAAUCACAGCUGAAAACCAACAAGAUAAUAAUAAUAUUGUUGAGGAAAAUCCAUGUUCAGCUGAGGAAAUAUUUGAUAUUACUCCUGAAGAGGUUGGAAAACUAAAAAAAGAGUUAACAAAGCUGUUAUCUCGGAAGCCAAACAUGGAAAAGGAAAUUGCUGAUCUUCCUUUGGAUAGAUUCUUAAACUGCCCAUCAAGCUUGGAAGUUGAUAGGAGAAUUAGCAAUGCCCUUUGCACAAGUGACCACUCAUCAUCAUCAGAUGAUUAUAAUAAAGAUGAAGAUAUUGACAAAACCAUUAGUGUUAUUCUUGGUAAAUGCAGAGAGGCCAUUUCUGCUGGGAAAAAUAAGAAGGAUAAUAUUGGAAAGAAGUCUAUUUCUUUUCUUCUAAAGAAGAUGUUUGUUUGUGGAAGUGGCUUUGCACCAACUCCAAGUUUGAGAGAUUCACUGCAAGAGUCCAAAAUGGAGAAGCUUUUGAGGACAAUUCUUCACAAGAAGAUGGCCCCUCAAAAUACUUACCGGGCAUCCACAGCAAAGAAAUACUUGGAAGACAAACCAAUUCCAAAAAAGAGAACUAAUGAUGAAGAUCAUCAGGAUGAUAAGAGACGGGAGAAAACUGAUGAUGGAGGCAAAUGGGUUAAGACAGAUUCUGAAUAUAUUGUUCUAGAGAUUUGAGUUUCGCUUGAUCGAUAGCAGCUAGCAUUAUUCUCAUUUCAAGGUUAUUCUUAAGUCUGUAGUAGAUGCCUCGUUUUUAAUCAGAUGAUUAGAUAUGAGGAACCCCUUGGAAUUGAUCUGAAUAUCACAGCCGUACGGUUUGAAAUGAUUAAUUAUCACAAAUAUAAUUAUGCAUACCAUGGCCAAUAAUUAGACUCAUCAAUGUUGGGUGGUUCUAUGAAUUGAAGAUGAUGAGAUCAGUACAAAACAGGCUGAGACAGCAUAUAAUAUCUAGCUCAUCUGUAUUUUUGGUGACAGUAAGGAGUCCCGUUUUUUCAUGGUAUGUAACUGUGGAUUUCAAUCAAUCCCAGUUGCAAUUGAUCAUGUUAUAUAUAUAUAUUAUGAAAAACUAAUAAUAUUGUUAAAAUGAUUUCUGUACGUAUAGUCUACUACUCUGGUCGAGAGCUAUACGUUUUUCCAGCUACAAUUUUCACUUUGUUUAUCUAUACUUCCUUCUACGUAGUUUACUCUGUAAUUUUUUUUCUUUCUCUUUUUUUUUUUAGCUGAAAUGCUAUACAUCUAUCUGUAAGAUAUUUUGAGGUUAUCAAUAACAUUAUUAGAUUGACCUUUUUUA
Messenger RNA from Humulus lupulus (European hop), 1825 nucleotides. Its product is annotated as protein DEEPER ROOTING 1-like. The transcript has 6 exons. NCBI's taxonomy places the organism in Eukaryota, Viridiplantae, Streptophyta, Magnoliopsida, Rosales, Cannabaceae. Gene Ontology annotation, biological process: gravitropism; regulation of growth. Bases 370 to 1212 code for a protein of 280 amino acids. The record is from RefSeq and is a predicted model, not a curated record.